Molecule: messenger RNA, 1430 nt
Organism: Acanthoscelides obtectus
Lineage: Eukaryota; Metazoa; Arthropoda; Insecta; Coleoptera; Chrysomelidae
Source: the annotation of a GenBank genome assembly
UAAAAAAUAGUUGCAAGUUCAAAUCAGUGGCCAGUUUGUUUCUCUCUAUGUCAUGAAAGGGCAAAAUGAGAUUCGAAAACUGGACCCUCCCUCCACACCCUUUAGCAAGGGUGAUGGAAUCUCCCCACCUGAUAGGAUGGAACGUACCACCUGAGGAAUUGAAGUAUAUCCAGGAGCACUGGUUGGUAUAUCCUGAACCUGACAAAUCAUUACACUUACUUCUGGGACUGGUUUACAUCUUCUUUUUUAUUAUGAGUAUAGUCGGAAAUGGAGUAGUCAUAUGGAUAUUUUCCACCGCAAAAAGCUUAAGGACUGCAUCAAAUAUGUUUGUAGUCAAUCUAGCUUUCUGUGAUUUCAUGAUGAUGUCAAAAGCCCCAAUAUUCAUAUACAACUCAUUUCAUGGGGGUUUUGCUCUUGGUAUAUUGGGCUGUAGGAUUUUUGCAACGAUGGGAACCCUUUCAGGUAUUGGACAGGGCAUGACCAACGCUUGCAUAGCCUACGAUAGGUUUACAACAAUCACAAGGCCUUUUGAUGGAAAAGUUUCAAGAACGAAGGCACUAAUAAUGAUCUUUUUUGUUUGGGCGUAUACAAUACCAUGGGCAGUAAUGCCGCUUUUGGAAGUUUGGGGACGAUACGGACCAGAGGGAUUUUUAACAGCUUGUACAUUUGAUUUCUUGACGAGACGCUUUGACAUACAACUCUUCAUAGGCACCAUUUUCACUUGUUCUUACGCAAUACCGAUGUCGUUGAUAAUCUAUUUCUACAGUCAAAUUGUCAGUAAGGUGUUCAGCCAUGAAAAAGCUCUAAGAGAACAGGCGAAAAAAAUGAAUGUGGAGUCACUUCGAGCCAACCAACAGGGACAGACCGAGUCCGCCGAACUGCGAAUAGCUAAAGCUGCGAUCACAGUGUGCGGAUUGUUCGUGGCGUCCUGGACGCCGUACGCUGUGAUGGCAUUGAUUGGUGGGUUCGGCGACCAAUCACUGCUCACGCCCGGAGUUACGAUGAUACCGGCUUUAUGUUGUAAGCUGGUCGCUUGCAUCGAUCCAUAUGUUUACGCUAUCAGCCAUCCGAAGUUUAGAAUUGAGCUACAAAAUCGUAUGCCUUGGCUAGCGAUAAAGGAAGCUGAUACUGUGUCUACGGCGACAGAAGCGUCGAAUGCGCAAAAUUCAACGGCCACAACUUAAAUCUAAAUGAUGAUAUAUACUGCUUCCUUUAUAUUAAACACGAUUUAUUACCUCGGAAAUUGACAAUGCUAUGGAAAUGGAACCGAUUUUUAUGUCAGUAUCUACUGUAAGAAAAUACAAAUUUUGUUAUACGAGUACUUACGAUGACCUUGGCAGCAAACAGGCAAUGGAUAUGGAAACAGUGAAUUCAAUGUUCAAUAAAAAUGUAUAAAUAGAAUAAAGCAAAUCUAAAAAGAAUAGUAAAUA